AUGCCGACCUCUAACACUUCGUCGCCUGUCAAGCGCCCGGGUCUGGGUCGUCGCGCAGUCUCCUCACACGCCGUCGUCACGCGAUCGACAUCCACCCAAAGCGAACUGGCCAACUCCAACACCGCCCACCAACAAUCCUCCAAACUCUCUCACCGGCCACAUCGUGCCCAUGUUGUCGGCGGCGGUCAUCGCAACCACCAUCGUAAUCCGUCCUUUGGCAAAAAUCUGAAUAAACAGCUACAAAGACACCUUUCUCACACUCAAAUCGACUCGGAAAGACCCGCUCGCCAUCAUCAGCGCAAGAAGUCCGCUCCUGCGACUCCCGCUGCUGUUACACCCGCCACAAGUCCGCGUGGGACGCACCACGUCCGUUGGGAUGGAGCCUUGGGCGAUAGUCAGCAAACCACCACUUCGAUGAAAAAGAACAAUUCGAGCCCUGCUCUUCGCCGAAACAGCAGCAGUGUCGUAGGAAAAGUAGGGAAAAAGGCCCUCGUCACCGAUCGCCCGCAUACUAGCUCGGGCAAGAAGAAAACCGUGGGCUUCGAAUUGGCCGAUUCCGACGACAACGACGAGGGUGACUGGGAGGAUACUACUCAGUCACCGGAGAGUACUAGGCGCAGCUCCGUCGCUCAAUCUAAGGACAGUGUGGAGAAUACGGCGGUAUUGGUGGAUCCGUUGACAUUCGUUAAGCGUUCUUAUCCACAAUUCCCUCGGUCGACCAGCCUUCCCGAGUCGAGCCUGAAUAAUUUUGGUCACAACAACCCUUUGCCGGACGACGACAGUGACGACGAACCUGACGAAGACGGUGAUACACAACAACCGCUAAAGACCGAAGAGCGGGAAGAAGGUAGCCGCGCUACUGACCACGGUGAUAUUGCAUCCCGCCUGUUGAGUCCUGCACACGCUGCUAAAGCACCGCCCGCCAUGUCCUCCAUAUCGGCCACAGCGAAGCCGGCCACAGUCGAUUCAUUGUCACGCAAUGCUUCUCUGACCAAUAUAGCUUCCGGUCAUGAUGGGUUACGCCGACCACCGCUUUCCUCGUCCCAAAAUGCACUGGCCAAUACCCCAGGCAAUCUGACGCAAGCCACAUCAUCGUCGAUCGAAGGAGGCGUAUCGAGGUUCAUCAAGACUGGUUUCCAUGCAACUUCUCGCACCGAUUCGGACCCCAACACUCCGUCAUCUUUCUUGCCCCAUUAUCACCCCCAAACACCCCCUUCUCCUGGUCGCGGAGCAAGUUCGAAGAGAGCACGAGCAUCCCCUCCCACCCGGCCGCCUGGCGCAGAACCGCACUCCCGCACCCAGCAGAAGCUGUGGCUGCAGCGCACUGCCGCCCUGAACACCUCCCCUCCUGAUGGCCAUGGCGUCGCAGCGACCGCAUCCCCGUCGGCGAUGGACCCGACCUUCAUGGCCGCAGCGCACGCCCGACCAGGAGCCGGAUUUGAUGCAGGAAGAGGAAUUGUAAAUGGAGUGUCACGGGCCGGCCCUGCGUAUGACAAUGAAGCAAAGCACGUGCGCAAGGCAUAUGAGAAAACCGCUUUGGAGCUUACAGUGGUCCGACGGUUCCAGUCACCGACCGGGGAUAGUUUUCGUCGUUUGGCGUCCCUUGUCAAUGAUACGAAAUCGGGUUCCAGCCACCAGCGCCAUUCGUCCCUUGGCAAACCAAUUAAGUCGGCGCCCGCCUUGACAUUGCUCCAAAAUGGCAAACAGCAGUCUCCCAGUCAGAACAGCGCAAGUCCAGAGCCGAAACAACUAAUUAGCCGGAAGCGCUCGGAUUUGAAAACUUCCGCCUCCCAAACUUAUCUUCAAGAACCCGCCGAUCUCGCGAAUGAACCUACAGAUUCCUCACAACGACCUAAAUCCCAACAUCCUUCUCAUCGCGUUCUCUCUACAUCCGAUGAAGCUGCCCAUCCGACUCCCGCCGGGGAAGAGAACCCCGAAGAGCCAUCAUUUAUGGCCAGCGAAGCCGAGUUAAUGAUUCGUCGUCUGUGGGAAAGCCGCGAGGUAGCCAUCGCCGGCUGA
This is a messenger RNA of Aspergillus oryzae RIB40, 2019 nucleotides long. RefSeq lists its product as uncharacterized. Gene Ontology annotation, cellular component: TORC1 complex; fungal-type vacuole membrane. The record is from RefSeq and is a predicted model, not a curated record. NCBI's taxonomy places the organism in Eukaryota, Fungi, Ascomycota, Eurotiomycetes, Eurotiales, Aspergillaceae. Bases 1 to 2019 code for a protein of 672 amino acids. The transcript has a single exon.